Ochotona curzoniae (black-lipped pika) is the source of this 576-nucleotide messenger RNA. It is a transcript of the gene EDN3, whose product is annotated as endothelin 3. The coding region runs from base 1 to 576 and encodes 191 amino acids. Gene Ontology annotation, molecular function: hormone activity; endothelin B receptor binding. Gene Ontology annotation, biological process: intracellular calcium ion homeostasis; regulation of vasoconstriction; vein smooth muscle contraction. Gene Ontology annotation, cellular component: extracellular region. The record is from RefSeq and is a predicted model, not a curated record. The transcript is spliced from 4 exons. Lineage: Eukaryota; Metazoa; Chordata; Mammalia; Lagomorpha; Ochotonidae.
AUGGAGCUGGGGCUGUGGCUCCUGCUGGGGCUCACAGUGACCUCCGCCGCCGCAGGAUUUGUGCCCUGUCCUCAGCCUGGGGGUGCUGGCAGAACCGGCGUGCCGCGGUCCCCCUCUGUCGCCAGAUCUGAGGGGGACUGUGAAGAGAUUGUGACCGGCCCUGGACAGCACGAUGUGGCCUUUGUCGUGGAAAGGGGGCCCGAGCCGGGAAGCCCAGGGCAGGGACCUGAAGGAGCUCGGGGGCGGGUGCCUGCGAGGGGCCUGGCCCGCCGCCGCACCCGGCGUUGCACGUGCUUCACCUACAAGGACAAGGAGUGUGUCUACUACUGUCACCUGGACAUCAUCUGGAUCAACACCCCGGAACAGACUGUGCCCUAUGGCCUGUCCAGCUACCGAGGAAGCUUCCGGGGCAAGAGGGCCGUGGGGCCAUUUCCAGGGGGUUUUCAGCCCUCCUUCCAGAUGCCCCUGCGCUGCAGCUGUGUCGGGAGAGAAGACAAGGCCUGCCUACGCUUCUGCACCCAAGUCGUGCAUGCCCGCAGGGGCCGGAACUCAGUGAUGCCGUUCGCCUUGGCAUGA